Molecule: messenger RNA, 4819 nt
Organism: Haliotis rubra (blacklip abalone)
Lineage: Eukaryota; Metazoa; Mollusca; Gastropoda; Lepetellida; Haliotidae
Product: GPI transamidase component PIG-T-like
Exons: 12
Coding region: 21-1829 (602 amino acids)
Biological process (GO): attachment of GPI anchor to protein
Cellular component (GO): GPI-anchor transamidase complex
Source: RefSeq, a predicted model, not a curated record
UUUUUCUGCGGAACUUCGCAAUGGCGGCCACCAUAGAGGAAACCGAAAUGCGGUUGCUAGCGAUUGUAUUUGUGAUCUUUGCAACAGUGUCUUAUGGCUCUGCAUCAACUCGUGACACUUUCAAAGAAGAGUUAUUCAUCAAGCCUCUAGACAGUGGGCAUACAUAUUUCCAUUUCCAAUUCACCACAAUUUGGAACGCGUCUAUUCAAGAUCAGGAAACAUUUCAUCACUAUCGGCUGUUCCCAAAGUCUUUGGGCGAUGUUGUCUCUACGUAUGGGGUACAAGAGCUGCACCUGUCUCAGACCCAGGGCCUCUGGCGCCAUGAGAAAUGGGGGUACCCAGUGGAAGAUGCCCCACCUGGAGCCGAAUUCUGGGUUUGGUUCAAACCAACUGUGAAAAAUGUGGAUCAGACGUGGGCCGAGCUCGUCAAUGCUGUGUCAGGACUGUUCUGCACCUCACUUAAUUUCCUGGAUGGUAAAUCAACCGUUGCCCCCAAAUGGAGUUUCCGGCCAAGGGGUGUGGCCACCGAGGGCUACUCCUACAGUAGCAAGUUUGUUCGUUACGGAGCCCUGCCAAGUGAGAUUGUGUGUACGGAGAAUCUCACCCCGUGGAAGAAGCUUCUCCCAUGCGACACCAAGGUGGGGCUUGCGACUCUGUUCAAGGCUGUGAAGCUCUACGAUGCUGCCUACCAUUCACUAGCCACUCACUUCAGGCCAGUCUGCCAGGACGCUGAGUGCAGGCAACAAGCAAUAGAACUCAGCCUCAGUCUGUCAGUGGUAGUCGACACAACCGUCAUCAACGCUGGCUAUCCAAAUUGGUCCUUGAAGAAGAUUUCCUUCACAACUCCUGUAUGUUGGCUUACACCGAUGUCUCGACCUGACAAGAAAUUCAAGCUGACGCCGGAACCAGCCCGUCGAGAGAGCUUUGUCCGUGGCCAAGAAUCAAGGACUUAUGCAGUGUAUGAUGUUGGGGAGGCUACCUCUGGUGGGAAGGUCCUCAACAUCGCAGCCAAAUUUGACAGUGCCCUCACCUUCUUUGACAUUCAACCUCCCCCAUUGUUUACUCAGCGAUACAUCACAGGUUAUGGCCUUGAACGAGGAGGUGUGAUGUGUGAAAUCCACAACACGCUGUCAUCCAACUUGACCGUCAUCUACAUGGACACCUUGCCAUGGUUCAUGCGAGUCUUCUACAAGACCCUCACCAUAAAGAACAAUGGUGUCAUCAUCCGUCCCUUCAAAAUCCACUACAUCCCUGGCAAAGACCGUAUUAGAUCUUAUCAGUUUGAGAUAGUGUUCCGACUCCGAGCUAACUCAGUCACAACAAUCAGCUACGAGUUUGAGCGAGCAUUCCUCAAGUGGACAGAGUACCCCCCAGAUGCUAACCAUGGUUUCCCCAUCAACUCCGCCAUCAUCUCCACGGUUCUCUCCGACGCCAGCAACUACACCGCCCCAGGCCAACAGUCAGCCGUCUUCGGGAACAAGGAUGAAUCUGACCAGUUUUUCCUGAGAAUCCACACUGAGUCUCUGCUGGUGUCUCUCCCGACUCCGGACUUCAGCAUGCCUUACAACGUCAUCUGCCUUGCUUGCACCGUCGUGGCCAUCGCCUUCGGGUCCAUCCACAACCUCACCACCAGGCGCUUCAUUGUCUCCGACCCCAGCAAGAAGAAGGGACUCCUGGCCAAGGUCAAGGCUUUCUUCAAGAGGGAAGAGAAGAAAGCAGAGGAUAAAUCAGGGGAAGACUCAGAGAAGAAGAGUGGAGAGGAAGUGAAAACAAGAGACAAUGAUGACAGCUCGACAGUGAGGAAGAGAGAGGAUGCUGGGAAGGAAUAGGCGGUGAUAUCGUGUGUGUGAGUGGAUGUAUGUGUGCGUGAAUAUGUGUGAGUGAAUAUGUGUGUGUGAAUAUGUGAGUGGAUGUGUGUGUGUGCUGGCAACAUAUCCAGUAUGCCAGAUGUUUUGCUCAGACAGGUUUUAAUGAUAGUAUAAGAUGGUAAUGAUGUAAGACUUGGUAAUUGAUGUAUAUUACUGGGAGGUGAUCCAUUGCAUAACCUCUGUAGUCUUCAUGUGGGACCAUUCUGGACUCUUUGUGCCCUGCAGAGAACAAAACCACUGAGCAUUCGGCACCACUGAGAAUUGAAGUAAAGAAGCUUCAACAUUAAUAGAUCUUGAUGAUGAGUGGAAUCAAAAUGACAUUUUGACAAUGAAGACAGCAGAGGUUUUCUAUAUUAAGCAUUGGAACAACUGACAUUGAUGCAUGAGUGUGUGAGGUUUUGCAUGAAUGUCUUCACCAACACAGAACAUCAGUUGUGCGGGGGAGAUUGUACACAACACAUUUCAUGCUGAAUCAAAAGGAAGAGUAGUUUGUAUUAUAUAAGUUGAUGUGAGGUACUGCUCAGCUCCAGAACGUAUGACACUCUACCGAGUCAAUCGCCUGUGAGGCACUUCAUUGAGUGAGUGAGUGAACUGGGUAAUAUGUGGCUGUGAUCAGUAUUUGGUUGCAUCAGAUUUGGUCAGUGACAAGUGGGAGCAUGAAGUAAUGCAGGUUUCAGGCGUUGACCACUAUGGUGAAACUCACAUGCCCCAUAAUGGUGAGGACAAAUCGAGAAGCCUUAUCAAGGAGAACCAAAUUCGAACUCACAAUCAUAAGUUUCUGGUGUACCCAAGGGAGGCAACUCUGUACAGCGAACUGCUGCUUUGUUGGCAGGUUAUGGAGUAUGAUGUUGCUAAGUUCGUUUAUCCAUGAGGGAAAGAUGAGGACGAUGUAGAUAGUGGUGUUAAUGUUGAACACUUACUGCUUAUUAUUGUUGGUGAUAUUUGUUCUCAAAAUUUGAAAAUUAUGAUAUAAAUGUUGUUACUUCAUGACUAUUAUUGUGGACCUUUGAGAAGGUCUCAGUUAAUGCAUUAAUUCUCAAUCUGAAUAUCCUAAGUAUUUCUUUAUAUGAAGUACUGACAUUAUGAUAGCAGUGCUGUGAUCUGCCAGACAGCAUGAGGUUGUGUGAGUCCAUAUCCCCUCUUGUCAGCAAUAACAGUCCCAUCACGUGACCCAUAGAGUCGAACUGUCUAUCAUUGUAUGUAUGUCAGGUUAGACAGGCCAUGUACACGCAUGGAUGUUGACUGAAGUGAUUGUGCACCUCUCAGUUUGAGAUUUGAGGGUGUGUUUUGUUUAACAUUCCUGUCAGGUUCAUCAGGUAUACAUCCUUGCUACAUGUGAUGCAUUCAGAGUUGAGAAUUCUUAUUCUUCAUUGUGAUUGGUCACUCUUACAAACGUUCCAUCUUUGAUCUGCUCCGUCCAUCCGUUACAACUGAAGUGUGUGUCGGUGUGGAUUACUGCUAUACAAGUGCUGCUUCUUUAUGGAGUGUCUGCCAUGUGCUGCUUCUGUAUGGAGUGUCUGCCAUGUGCUGCUUCUGUAUGGAGCGUCUGCCAUGUGCUGCUUCUGUAUGGAGUGUCUGCCAUGUGCUGCUUCUGUAUGGAGUGUCUGCCAUGUGCUGCUUCUGUAUGGAGCGUCUGCCAUGUGCUGCUUCUGUAUGGAGCGUCUGCCAUGUGCUGCUUCUGUAUGGAGUGUCUGCCAUGUGCUGCUUCUGUAUGGAGUGUCUGCCAUGUGCUGCUUCUGUAUGGAGUGUCUGCCAUGUGCUGCUUCUGUAUGGAGUGUCUGCCAUGUGCUGCACAUGGAUCACACAUACUCUACUUGUUGGGGAGGACGAACAUGGCAACAACAUUACAACUCAUGUUGUCUUGGGCUUUCAUGUCUCUAUGUUGUAAUGGAUUUUUUGUGAUCUAUUCAUGAUCUCAUCUCACUGUGUUCCUGUGAAGAGCUUGCUAGAUCUAGUCUUGCUUCUAGCAUACACCAACAGGCCUAGAUAAUUCUUGCUUCUAGCAUACACCAAUAGGCCUAGAUAAGUCUUGCUUCAAGCAUACACCAAUAGGCCUAGAUAAGUCUUGCUUCAAACAUGCAUCAAUAGGCCUAGAUAAGUCUUGCUUCAAGCAUACACCGAUAGGGCUAGAUAAUUCUUGCUUCAAGCAUACACCUAUGCCUAUAGCAAACAGUAAUAGGCCUCACAGCAGGUAGGAUGUACACUUGACUGAAAGUUUAUCUAAGUACACCCCCUGCAACACCCCAAAUCCCACCCUCAUCACAAGUGGACUUUAUAUCCCAGCUUUGCUCACAACGCAGGUAGAUUUGAUAGCAGCUUCUGAGAAUUGUGCAUCACAUGCUUGGUACAAGAUACAGGUCCCCCUGGAUGUGGUUUGUGUGUGUUUAGAUGUGUCAUAAUGUGUCUUCAUCUCAUGAUUGAUGUGUUCACAUCAACCUUCCAUUCAACUCAGUAGUUGCCACUUGUCAUGUUGAUCAGUCACCGUGCUCAUCCCACGCUGGCUUUGCUGACUUCGCCAUUCAUCAAACAUACUGAAUUCAGUGUCUUGUGUAUCUGUAAAGGGAAGUAGAUUGUGAACGGAUAGGGAGAUGAGAAGCCACUCACAGCUUGACUUUCCAAUGAUUCCUUUUGAGUUAUGAAUCAUACAUGAAUUGAAUACAACUAUGCUCAUGCUGUUGAUCACUGGAUUGUAUGCUCCAGACUCGAUUAUUUACAAACGACUUUAAACAAACAAACAAAUACACUAACCAAUGUGUCUUUGUGUGCCCCCAGCUGAGAAUGUACCUGUGGCAAUAUGUUCAAGACAUCCCCACCAGUCAGGGGCAUUGUGAACUUAUGUACAUUGUUUACAUAACUGUAUAAGGUCGUUAUUCACACGUUCAUUGAUGUACAUCAUUUUGACAUAUAUUAUUUUAUAUACUGUGCACAUUUAUUAAAUUUACCGUGUAAAA